AUGCCUGUCCACCACAUUCCCUCUCCGUUCGGCGAUCCGCCGCCGAAUCUACCCUCAUCGGACCUCCGUGAAACGGCCUACGAGAUCCUCUUAGCCGCAUGCCGGAGCUCAGCUCCGAAGCCGUUGACGUUCAUUUCGCAGUCGGACAAGGGAGUUUGGGAUCCGGCUGAUCCGGCUCCGGCGCCUUCGCUGCUCCGGUCGCGGACUUCGAUUGCGGCUAGUAAGGUGAAGAAGGCGUUGGGACUCAAAACUUCGUCGUUGAAGAAUAAGCGUCCGGUGACGACGGGGGAAGUUCUGAGAAUGCAGAUGAGAAUCUCUGAACAGAGUGAUAGUAGGAUUCGAAGAGCGCUUCUCAGAAUCGCUGCUGCACAGCUUGGAAGACGCAUGGAGUCGGUGGUUCUUCCGUUAGAGCUUAUACAACUGUUCAAGAAUUCAGAUUUCCCCAAUCAACAAGAGUAUGAAGCUUGGUUGAGAAGAAAUUUGAAAGUUCUUGAAGCCGGGCUCCUCUUGCAUCCUCACCUUCCAUUAGAUAAGGCAGACACAUCUGCGCAGAAACUCCAGCGCAUAAUUGGUGGAGCCAUUGAGAAACCUAUAAAUUUUACAAGUAGUGGUGAAUCAAUGCAAACCCUCCGGAGUGUUGUCAUGUCUCUUUCUUGCAGAUCAUUUGACGGGUCUGUUCCCGAGAUAUAUCAUUGGGCAGACGGGUUUCCACUGAACCUUUGGAUCUACCAAACUCUUUUAGAAGCCUGUUUUGAUGGUCACAUUGAAACCUGUGUUAUAGACGAGGUUGAUGAGGUCUUAGAGCUCAUUAAGAAGACCUGGCUUAUUCUUGGAAUCAAUGAAACCCUACAUAAUAUUUGUUUCACAUGGGUCUUAUUUCAUAGAUACGUUGUCACUCGCGAAGUAGAAAAUGAUCUGCUUUUUGCAUCCUGUAAUCUACUGGGGGAAGUUGAGAAAGAUACUAAGGCCAUGAAAGAUCCUUCUUACUCAAAAAUUUUGAGCUCCACAUUGAAUCUGAUGUUGGGUUGGGCAGAGAAAAGGCUCCUAGCCUACCAUGACACUUUCCAUAGUAGUAAUAUUGAAUCCAUGGAAAGCGUUGUAUCUCUUGCUGCACUAUCAGCAAAGAUAUUGGCAGAAGAUAUCUCUAAUGAGUAUAAUCGGAAGAAGAACCAAGCCGAUGUAGCCUGCACCAGAGUUGAAAAUUAUAUUAGAUCAUCAUUGCGUGCUGUUUUCACUCAGAAAGUGGAGAAAGUGGACCAUAGAAAACAUCCGUCUAGAAAACAGAACAGACCUUUUCCAAUUCUGUCAGUCCUCGCACGAGACAUUACUGAACUGGCUUUUGAGGAGAAAGACAUAUUUAGUCCUAAACUAAAGAGAUGGCAUCCUCUUGCUGCUGGUGUUGCUGUUGCUACCCUUCAUGUGUGUUAUGGAAAGGAGUUGAAGAAAUAUGUUAAAGGUAUCACCGAGUUGACACCUGAUGCUAUAGAAGUGUUGAUGGCUGCCGACAAGUUGGAGAAAGAGCUGGUGCAGAUAGCAGUGGAAGAUUCUGUUGAUAGUGAAGAUGGUGGGAAAUCCAUUAUAAUGGAGAUCCAACCUUAUGAGGCUGAAGCUAUAAUUGCUAAUCUUGUUAAGUCAUGGAUAAAUAUCAGAGUGGAUAGACUGGUGGAAUUGGUUGACAGAAUCAUGCAUCAAGAGGCAUGGAAUCCACAGGAAAUUAAAGAGGGAUUUGCUCCUUCUGCAGUUCAAGUUCUACGUUUCAUAGAUGACACUUUGGAAGCUUUCUUCCUGUUGCCCAUAUCCAUGCACGCAGCUUUACUUCCUGAAUUGAUAUCUGGUCUUGACAAAUCUAUCCAACAAUACAUUCUGAAAGCAAAAUCCGGCUGCGGGAACCGUAAUACAUUCAUCCCGACUUUGCCUGAUUUGACCAGGUGUUCAACAAAAGGAAAACAUCAUGGUGUAUUCCGCAAAAAAGAAAAGCCACAAAUGACUCAGAGGAAAACCCUUGUUAGAACCACGAGUGAUGAUAACUUGUUUGAUGUGCCCCGCCUGUGUGUUCGCAUUAAUACUAUGCAGCGUAUUCGCAUGGAAUUAGGGGUUCUGGAAAAGAGGAUAGUUGCCAAUCUUAGCAGCUCUAAUUCCACCAAUGAGGAUGAUAUAGCAAAUGGGGCGAGCUUCAAGCUUUCUGCAGUUGCUGCAGUGGAAGGUAUCCGUAAACUCUGCGAGUGUACAGCAUACAAAGCUAUUUUCCAAAAUCUAUGUCAUGUUCUUUGGGAUGGUCUAUAUGUUGGAGAAGUUUCAUCAGCCAGGAUUGAGCCUUUUCUUCAUGAGCUUGAGCAAUACUUAGAGAUCAUAUCAUCAACAGUGCAUGAUAAAGUUAGAACACGAGUAAUUAUUGAACUAAUGCGGGCUUCUUUCGAUGGGUUCCUGUUGGUUUUGUUGGCUGGAGGUUCAUCCCGUGCUUUCUCUUUGCAAGAUUCUAUUGUAAUAGAGGAAGAUUUCAAGCUUCUGAGUGACUUGUUCUGGUCAAAUGGGGAUGGCUUGCCAUCCGAAUUAAUCGAAAAACAUUCUGCAACCGUUCGAGGUGUAAUCCCCUUAUUUCACACGGAUACACAACAAAUAAUUCAGCAGUUUCUCCAACUUACUAAGGAAAUGUAUGGUUCUUCAGCAAAAUCGCGGCCUCCGUUGCCUCCAAAAGCAGAUCAAUGGAGGCCAAGAGAACCAGACACACUUCUGAGAGUUUUAUGUUACAGGAAUGAUGAAGCAGCAGCCAAGUUCCUUAAGAAGAAUUACAACUUGCCUACAAAAGUCUAA
Molecule: messenger RNA, 2811 nt
Organism: Vicia faba (fava bean)
Lineage: Eukaryota; Viridiplantae; Streptophyta; Magnoliopsida; Fabales; Fabaceae
Source: the annotation of a GenBank genome assembly